AUGAUCACCUCUCGCCCCGCUACCCUGGCUGAUAUUCCACAGGUGCGCGAUAUCAACCACUGGUACAUUGUGAACACAUGUUCAACUUUCACAACUACCCCACCACCGGUGUCCCACUAUGAAGACAUACUGCGGGAUCUCAACAGACGACUACUUCCAUUCUACGUGGUGGUUUCCGAUACUCGAAAGUCGGCAGACGGUGCGGAUUUGAUCCUCGGAUAUGCUUAUUUCUCCCCAUUCCGAGGCGAUUUGCUGGCCUUUGCGCACACCGUGGAACUGUCAAUCUUUAUGCGUACUGACCAACGGAGCUUCGGCUACGGAACCAUUCUGUUAAAGAAGUUGUUGGGACUAGCUGCUUCAGGUGGCAUUCAGCAUCGCUGCGAGGAGCGGGUUGGUGAUCUUGCCCGUAUUGGGGCUGGUAGUAUAUUCGGAGUCAUGAAUACCUCACCCGUUCGGAGUAUCCUUGCUACCAUGGCAUUCAAUCCAAACAAUCCUGCCGAUGGAAUCAGACUAAGGGAUUGGUUUACCAGGUUGGGAUUUGUGCAGAAGGGGCGACUGGAUGGUGUUGGGAAGAAGAUGGGUCAUUGGUAA
Molecule: messenger RNA, 591 nt
Organism: Penicillium olsonii
Lineage: Eukaryota; Fungi; Ascomycota; Eurotiomycetes; Eurotiales; Aspergillaceae
Source: the annotation of a GenBank genome assembly